Molecule: messenger RNA, 2512 nt
Organism: Rhopalosiphum padi (bird cherry-oat aphid)
Lineage: Eukaryota; Metazoa; Arthropoda; Insecta; Hemiptera; Aphididae
Exons: 2
Coding region: 1451-2512 (353 amino acids)
Source: RefSeq, a predicted model, not a curated record
CUUGGAAUUAACAAAUAUAAUUUAACUAAAUUAUGAAACACAAAUAAUAUCUACUGACCCUUUCAUAGUGUAUAUGUAGUAAAUAAGAAAAUGUAAUUUCAGACACAUCAUCAACAGGUAACAGUUAUAGAGAUGCAUGAUUAAAUGGAAUCCUUUUAUUUAGCUUUUCUCUUUUUUAACUUGCUUUAAAUUUUAUGAUAGGUGUAAUUGCUCUUGUAAAAAUUUCAAAAUGUUUAUAUUUUAAAAGAACCUCUAUCUUAAAACUAUAAAUGAAAAUUUGUAUUUAUUAACUACUAUAUUUAAUGAAUAUAUCUAGGAUUGCUAGUUGACACUAAAUACUAAGUAAAAAAUGUACCUUAACCAACUUAAUUAUUUUACCUGUACAUAAUAUCAAACAUUAUUCCAAUAAAACAUGUUAUUUCAGUAAAAUGGAAGGACGAUCCAAUCAAUUAGAAUAGUUGAUAUAUAACUAUAUAAGAAUAGAAAAAUAAAAUUUUUAUAUUAUUUAUUGCCUAUUUAAUAUUUUCACUAGGUAUUCUCUUCCAACAGCAUUAUUAGAUAAUAAUUUAAUGUAUAACAAAUAAUUAAAUAUCUAAAAUGUCUACACAAGUAGAUACCUAUCAAGUAUAUUGAUAUAAGAAAAUAACUUAAAUACUAAACUAAAUCAUAAAUUAAAAAUUUCCAAGAAAAAAAAUAAAAUAGUUAGGUCUAAUGCAUUGGAAUUAAAUGAUUAAUGCAACAAUGAGCAAACUGUGGUCUUUGUGAAAUACUUUUAUUAUUUUAAUUAGGUGUUAAUACUUGACUUAUAAAUAAUAAUUUAUUCUCAAGUUACACAAAAAAACCAAAAUUGGAUUUUUGUAAAAAAUUCCGUUUUCUUUUAAUUUUGUUUUUGUUUUUCUCGAUUAUAAUAAAAAUGAUAGGGAAUUUUUUGUUUUGAACUCUUAUUAAAGUAAAAAUUAGAUUAUAUUGUUUUUUUUUUUUUUACCUAAAAUCACUCUCUAAGCUGACAAGCUGUGAACCAAAUCAUUUUAUUAACUAUACGUAGUUCGUAGAGCAUUAUAUUAUUCAUCGCUCCGCUCAGAAUCUAUACGUAAUAUACAAGUUAUGAUAACAUUUCCAAGUAAAUACUUAGUAGUUACAAUUUAUACCUAUUAAUGAUUUAAGAGAAAAAAAAAUAUCAACAAUAAUACUUAAAUUCCUUGAAGAUUGUUAAAAUACAAUGCAUCGAAUUAAAUUUAUUUUGUUUCCAUGGAAUCUUGUUGUCAUGUGAAAGUGUAUUUCCUAUAUUAAAUUUUAUCUAAUAAAAUACUGUACUCUAUAAUUUUCAUUAGUCUAUUAUAGUAAACCAAUCUACAUAUAAAUAUAUACCUCAUAAAUAAUAUACUAAGCAAUUAUAGCUUAUAUAUUUAAAUUUCCGUAAUUAUAUUAUAAAAGUUUUAAAACAUAAAAAAUGAGUAUUGUUGAUGAGGAAAGUAAAACCGAUAAAUUGAAAAUUGAACUGCUAGAGCUCCAGGAGAAUAUUAAUUUGAAAAUGACUCAACAAUUGUUCUUGCGCGACAUUAUGGAAGCAAAUUACCAUCGAAUGACCGAAAAAUGUGAUGUGUAUGAGAAGGAAUUAGAAAAGAUUCGCUCGGAAAAUACACGUUACAAGUUCGCAGAACAAUGUUUGAAAAAUAAAGUUAUAGAAUUAACCGGUUGCGAGUUCGCAAAAAGUUCGACCAGCUCCGACAAAGACGAUGCUGAAACAUCUUUACAAUUGGAAGUGUGUAGUAACAAACUGCUGGCAGAAUUGAAGAGGUACAGGGACCAGGCCGAGGUGGCGUCCAGAGACUUGGCGGGUGCCAAAGACCAGCUGACCAAAGCGUCGGAGAUGGAAGAACAUCUGAAGCGGUGCGCGGCCAGCUUGACGGUGCUCGCCGAAGCGGACCAGACGAAGCGGGACCGCGAGGAGAUGGAGUUGCGGACGAUGGCCAAGCGGCUGUCGGCCGAGCUGGGUGACGCGCAGUGCGACUUGGGUCGGAUGCGGACGGCCGUGGAAGAUAUGUCGGACGUGGUAACGGGGAACAAGCCGGCGCCGAUCACGUGCAGUGGCGAAGGGCUGCGCGAGGACAAAUGCCGGUUGCAAGCCGAACUGGAAGCCAACUUGGCGGAAGAGGCCGCGCUCCACGCCAGGGCCGCCAAGCUGGAGACGGCGCUGCGGCAAUGUCACUUGCGUGUGGACGCGAAGUCCCGGGACAGGCAGUGCGCCGGCGGUGGAGUGUUGCGGGGCCGACCGUCCACGUCUCUGUCACAGCGACGCCCGCAGCCUCGGGACAACGAUAACAAAACGGUCACCUUGCCGGUCUCCGAACACGACUACUACGAAACGUUACCACUGCCGCCGCAUUUAAUAAAAAUAAUGAAAAAAUACGGAAAUCCGAGUAGUCGCCAAUACUAUGAACUCGAAGGGAACACCUGUUCGCCGACCGCGGCGGUGCACUUUUUACAGGAGGAAAGACCGACGGACGAUUGA